Molecule: messenger RNA, 3358 nt
Organism: Balearica regulorum gibbericeps (East African grey crowned-crane)
Lineage: Eukaryota; Metazoa; Chordata; Aves; Gruiformes; Gruidae
Source: RefSeq, a predicted model, not a curated record
GUUUUUCAUUUCUUACUCCAGAUAAUAGAGAAAAAUGCUGAUCCUGAACAAAUGCUGUUGUCUUACUUGCGAAAGAGACUCCAUCUUACAGGAACUAAGUAUGCCUGUGGAGGAGGUGGCUGCGGUGCCUGCACCGUGAUGAUCUCAACUUAUGAGCCAACUUCAAAGAAGAUACGACAUUAUUCAGCAAAUGCAUGCUUGCUUCCCAUUUGCUCAUUGUAUGGUGCAGCAGUCACCACAGUGGAAGGUAUUGGAAGUACAAAAACCAGGGUUCAUCCAGUUCAGGAAAGGCUUGCCAAGUGCCAUGGCUCCCAGUGUGGUUUCUGCACCCCUGGAAUGGUGAUGUCCAUAUACACUUUGUUAAGAAACCACCCAGAACCAACUUCAGAGCAGAUGAUUGCAGCUCUGGCUGGGAACUUGUGCCGCUGUACUGGAUAUAGGCCGAUCCUAGAUGCCUGUAAAACCUUCUGUAAGGAUUCCGUUUGUUGUCAAAGGAAAGCAAAUGGGAAGUGUUGUUUGGAUCAGGAAGAUUAUUUGUUUGACAAGGAAGAGAAGGUUUCCACCAGACUAUUUUCAACAGAUGAAUUCCAGCCCUUAGACCCCACCCAGGAGCUUAUAUUUCCUCCAGAACUAAUGAGAAUGGCUGAAAAUCCACCAAGAACUCUGGUUUUUCAUGGGGAGCGAAUGACAUGGAUUUCUCCUGUAAGCUUAGAUGAAUUACUGGAUCUGAAAGCUGCCCACCCCAAUGCACCUCUUGUGGUUGGGAACACCACUGUGGGACCUGAGAUGAAAUUUAGAGGCAUAUUCCAUCCAAUUGUUAUUGCUCCUGCAAGGAUCCCGGAUCUGAAUGUGGUGAAGUGCAUGGAUGACGGAUUAACUCUGGGAGCUGCCUGCAGCCUCUCUCUAGUGAAAGAUAUCUUGACCAAUGCAAUCUCAGAGGCCCCUGAAGAGAAGACAAAGGUUUUCUGUGCUGUCUUGCAGCAAUUAAGAACUCUGGGUGGAGAACAGAUAAGAAACGUUGCUUCAUUAGGUGGAAACAUCAUAAGUAGAAAAUCAACCUCAGACUUGAAUCCUAUUCUGGCAGCCAGCAACUGUGUGCUCAAUCUGGCUUCAAGAGGAGGAAAGCGACAGAUUCCUUUAAGUGAUAUUUUUGCAGAUGGAGUUGAUAACAAUACCAUUACGCCAGAAGAGAUCUUAGUCUCUGUCCAUAUUCCCCAUUCUAGGAAGGGGGAGUAUGUCUCUGCAUUUCGACAAGCACCAAGACGGGAAAAUGCUCUCCCAAUAACCAAUGCUGGGAUGAGAGUCCUUUUUGAAGACAGUACAGACAUAAUAAAGGAUUUAAGCAUUUUCUAUGGAGGUGCUGUCUUGACCACAACGUGUGCAAAACAAACCUGUUGGACACUGAUUGGAAGACACUGGAAUGAACAAAUGUUGGAUGAAGCUUGCAAACUAGUUCUUAAAGAAAUUGCUGUUCCAGGCUCAUCCAGUGGUGAAAAAGUAGACUAUAAGAAAACUUUGAUAGUCAGUUUCUUCUACAGAUUUUUCCUGGAAGUAUUGCAGUCAUUGAAGAAAAUGGAUCCUUGCCACUAUCUUGGCAUACCUAUGGAAUAUAGGAGUGUCCUACAAGAUUUCCAGACCAAAAUGCCCCAGAGUAUCCAAAUAUACCAGGAUGUAAAGCCAAGUCAGUCUCCCCAGGAUCCUGUAGGACGGCCCAUUAUGCACCAGUCUGGAAUUAAACAUGCCACUGGUGAAGCAGUUUACAUUGAUGACCUUCCUUCUGUGGAUGGGGAGCUCUUCCUGGCUGUCGUCACUAGUUCCAGAGCUCAUGCUAAGAUUGUAUCUAUAGAUACCUCAGAGGCUCUAAAAGGACCAGGUGUGUUCGAUAUCGUAACAGCCCAGGAUGUACCAAAUACAAAUGAGUUUUACUACUCCAGUGAUCCAGAGAUUAUAUUUGCAAGAAACAAGGUGAUUUGUGUGGGUCAGAUUGUCUGUGCUGUGGUUGCGGAUUCAGAUGUUCAUGCCAAACAAGCAGCUGCAAAAGUGAAGAUAGAGUACGAAGUGCUGGAACCAGUGAUCUUAACAAUCGAGGAAGCUAUAAAGCACAACUCGUUCUUUGAGCCAAAAAGAAAAUUAGAACAAGGAAAUGUUGAUCAGGCAUUUGAAACUGUAGAUGACAUAAUUGAAGGAGAGAUUUGCGUUGGGGGACAGGAACACUUCUACAUGGAGACUCAGAGUGUGCUUGCUGUUCCAAAAGGAGAGGAUAAAGAAAUGGAUGUGUAUGUGUCAACACAGCAUCCAGCAACUAUUCAGGAGAUGGUAGCUGCAAGUUUAGGUGUUCCAGCCAACAGGAUCAUGUGCCAUGUUAAAAGAGUUGGUGGAGCUUUUGGUGGGAAACUCCUGAAAGCUGGCUUACUGGCAUCAGUUGCUGCAGUGGCAGCAAACAAAACCAGCAGAGCAGUCCGUCUAAUUCUGAGCCGAGGGGAUGAUAUGUUAAUCACUGGUGGCCGACAUCCUUUUAUUGGUAAAUAUAAAGUUGGCUUCAUGAAUGAUGGUAGAAUCAGAGCUGUGGAUGCAAAAUAUUACAUUAAUGGAGGAUGCACCCCUGAUGAAUCUGUCCUGGUAGCAGAAGUAUCCUUAUUAAAAAUGGACAAUGCAUACAAGAUUCCCAACUUGAGAUGCUGGGCUUAUGCCUGCAAAACAAACUUGCCAUCAAACACAGCGUUCCGAGGGUUUGGCUUUCCCCAGUCAGCACUGGUGACAGAAACUUGGAUAACAGGAGUUGCAGAUAAAACUGGUUUAUCACCAGAAAAGAUUAGGGAAAUAAAUAUGUAUAAGGAGAAUGAGCAGACACACUUCAAACAAAAGCUUGAUCCACAAAACUUAAUACGGUGUUGGAAUGAAUGUAUGAAGAAAUCUGCAUACCACAGUAGGAAAACAGCUGUCAAUGAAUUUAACAAACAAAAUUACUGGAAGAAAAAAGGGAUUGCCAUUGUACCAAUGAAGUUUCCGUUUGGACUAGGCACACGUUAUCUUUCUCAGGCUGCUGCUCUGGUUCAUAUUUAUACUGAUGGAUCUGUGCUUCUGACACAUGGUGGAAUUGAAAUGGGGCAGGGUAUUCAUACAAAAAUGAUCCAGGUUGCUAGUCGGGAAUUGAACAUCCCCAUGUCAUGUAUUCACUUCUGUGAAACAAGCACAACAACUGUUCCUAAUGCAUGUGCCUCAGCAGGAUCUGCAGGGACAGAUGUCAAUGGCAUGGCUGUGAAGGAUGCUUGCCAAACUCUUCUGAAACGCCUGCAGCCUAUCAUCAACAAGAACCCAAAAGGGACCUGGAAUGAUUGGGUAAGACAAGUGAAUCCUG